This is a messenger RNA of Gymnodraco acuticeps, 1395 nucleotides long. It is a transcript of the gene ptger1c, whose product is annotated as prostaglandin E receptor 1c (subtype EP1). Gene Ontology annotation, biological process: positive regulation of cytosolic calcium ion concentration; adenylate cyclase-activating G protein-coupled receptor signaling pathway; inflammatory response. The transcript has 3 exons. The coding region runs from base 137 to 1255 and encodes 372 amino acids. NCBI's taxonomy places the organism in Eukaryota, Metazoa, Chordata, Actinopteri, Perciformes, Bathydraconidae. Gene Ontology annotation, cellular component: plasma membrane. Gene Ontology annotation, molecular function: prostaglandin E receptor activity; thromboxane receptor activity. The record is from RefSeq and is a predicted model, not a curated record.
GGAGAACGAGAGCAAAUGAUUGUGAACAACAGUGAUUACGGAACAUAGUAAAUUAUGCAGAUCUGUGGACAAGAGAAAUACGUUUGUCAUCUCUCAUCAAGUGUUCAGUUGGAGUCAUUUGAAGGUAACACUGAAGAUGAGAACAGCGUCUAUGACUACAUUUUCUACCUCUACGCCAUCCAUCCUUCUGCAGAACCUGAAGAUGAACUCCUCUGAGCAGCCGGGUCCCUGGCUGAACAGCAGCACCUUGCUACCUGUGAAAUCGUCAAGUUUGGGGAUGUCCUGCUUCACUAUGACAUUUGGCGCCAUCUCCAACCUCACAGCUCUGGGCAUCCUGGCUAAGUCCCGUGUCCGAUUCCGCCGCCCAUCCAAAUCCCCAUUUCUGCUUCUUACAGUAGCUUUGCUUCUGGCUGAUCUUGCAGGUCAUGUUAUCCCGGGCGCAUUUGCUUUGUAUCUGCACACGGAUCAGAUUAAUCAAAUGAAGGCCGUGAAGCCCACCAAAGUAUUCUGCCAGAUAUUUGGGGCCAGCAUGGUCUUUUUUGGCUUAUGCCCUUUACUGUUGGGUUUUGCCAUGGCAGUAGAGCGCUGUGUGGCCAUCACCUGGCCCUUUUUCCACGCUGCUAUGGUCACAUUGGGUCAUGUGUGGCGAGUUGUGUUAUUGCUGUCCUCUCUUGCAUUUGUGCUGGCAGUUCUACCUUUAUUUGAGGUGGGCACCUAUACUACCCAGUUUCCUGGUACAUGGUGUUUCUUACCUAUCCAUGGUCCGAGGUCUACAGCCGACACCAAUUUGGCUCUGGCCUUCUCAUGUUUGGGUCUUACCGCGCUUACUUUUUCCCUACUCUGCAACAUCCUGAGUGGUCUGGCAUUGCUGCAAGCCAGGAAGAAGUCCCACAAUGUAAAUACAAAAUCAGCAGCUCGCUGCACUCGUCGUGCAUCAUCCACAUCUUCCACCUUUUCUCGUUCGUUGAAUGUGGAGAUGAUGGUGCAACUGGCAGUAAUCACCGUGGUUUCCUGUGUAUGUUGGAGCCCCUUUCUUAUCCAUAUUCUUGUGAUGCAGUUCAAACAAAGAACCUCAACCCAAGAGAAAGAUGGUUUCAUUCUUCUGGGCUUACGUAUGGCAUCCUGGAAUCAAAUCUUGGACCCUUGGGUUUACAUCUUACUGAGGAAAGCUGUGCUUAUUAGAGUUUGCUGUGCCACAGUGACAGAAAAUAGGUCCUUCGCAGACUCACACAGGCAAGCCUUCAUGCUGCAAUGACCAUUUUGCUCUAACAAAAAUAAAUUAUCUUUUCUUGUGUGUGGUGAAAAAUAUACAACUGGCUGUGUUUUUUCUUUCUAAAAGGCUUUGUGAGGUCAAUAUUCAGCAAGCCAGGCUUACAAUGCAGCAGUGUGAAUAAG